CGCCCCCUACCGCCAGCGGGAGUCCGCCCGCCUGCACGUGAUGCUCCCAGAGAGUAGAGUAUGCGCUUGCGCGGACACACCCCAUUCCGUCCGCCCCAAGAGCCCCGCCCAAACUUUUUUCCUCACCUUACGGCAGAGCUGGGAGCUCUGCCUUAGAUUCUCCCUUUACUGAGCAGUAAUGUCGCAAGGUUGGGAUCGAAAACUCAAGGUUUGCGACCAUAGCUCUCGCUUUCCGGCCGAUACAGAGGUUCCUGAAGGCUGGUGGAGGUGGUGGGGCACCACGCAGCUUCUGGAAUUUCUGAGCAGUCCUGGUCAGUACACGAUGGACCCUGUAGUCUUGAGUUACAUGGACAGUCUACUGCGGCAAUCAGAUGUCUCACUAUUAGAUCCUCCAAGCUGGCUCAAUGACCAUAUUAUUGGAUUUGCCUUCGAGUACUUUGCCAACAGUCAGUUUCAUGACUGCUCUGACAGAGUCUGCUUCAUCAGUCCUGAAGUCACCCAGUUCAAGUGCACUAGCAACCCAGCAGAGAUCGCCAUGUUCCUUGAACCCCUGGGUCUCCCGCAUAAGCAAGUUGUAUUUUUAGCCAUCAAUGAUAAUUCCAACGAAGCUGCUGGGGGAACCCACUGGAGUUUGCUGGUUUAUCUCCAAGAUAAAAAUAGCUUUUUUCAUUAUGAUUCCCAUAGCAGGAGCAACUCAGUCCAUGCAAAGCAGGUAGCUGAGAAAUUGGAGGCUUUCUUAGGCAGAAAAGGGGACAAACUGGCCUUUGUGGAAGAGAAAGCCCCUGCUCAACAAAACAGCUAUGACUGUGGGAUGUACGUGAUAUGUAACACUGAGGCCUUGUGUCAGAACUUGUUUAGACAACAGCCAGAAUCACUAUUACAACUACUCACUCCUACAUACAUCACAAAGAAGAGGGGAGAAUGGAAAGAUCUCAUUGCCAGACUUGCUAAAAUUAGCUAUCAUAUAUUUGUGUCUUUUGAAGUCUCUUUCUGCCCAUCCCUGUUUGUUGGAUGGUUGACAUCUCAGUGCCUGAGAGAAGAUGCCUGGUAGAGGCAAGCUUAGGGUUUUUUCUUUUUCCUGAAAGAAUGUCCUUCUCUGCAUUAUCCUAGUGAAAAGUUUCAUUUUAACCCUAAUUUAAAAAACACUAUGUUCUGUGAAAAUGUCCUGAAGUUAAACACCAAAACCUUAAACCAAGCUAUUUUAACAUUUAUUAAUUCCCUUUUAGUCUCCCUUUGCUUAUUCCAUUGCUUAUUCCAAAGGAAAAACAGUAACCUGUAAAACAAGAAUAUGUGAAAUCUAGAGGAAUGCAAGAAAAAAAUGAUAGAAGAACCAAAAAAUUAUUGUACAGUCCACUGGCUGGAAGUGGAUCAAGCCCUAACUUAAUUCAAGAUCUAAGUAUUAUAAGAAUCAGUUAUUCACUUCCGUGAUAUCUCUUCCAUUCACCAUGCAAAGCUUUCCUAUCAGCAUACCCUUUGCAAAGAUUUGAUAAAGAUGAUGUUGACCCAUCUUCCUCCAUCUGAUUCCUAGAUGCUUUAAGAAAGGGGGCAUCUUGAGUAAUUUCAUUAAAUUAAAUCGCUCUGAUAGACCUCUGUGCUCUGUGAGCAGUCAAUUUGCUACUCUGAAUUGAUAAAUGCUUUCCUUAACCUUGUGUGUUAGCCAUGCACACUCUCCUUCCUUAUAUCCAAAGUCCUAUGGUGUUAAAACUCAUAGCUUAUAUCUUCCCAAGGUUAUCUGUUAUUUCAGAUAAGUAUUUCUGCUUUCUGAUAAUCAUAGUUGUUUUUUUUUCCUCUCCUCUCUACCCUUAAUCUGGCAGAAGUGUUUUCAGUUAUAACAUGAUGAUUUCAGGACUAUAUAUAAUAUCUGAAAUUUACAGACUGAAAAAUUGGUUUGUUUUUGAGAAACAAAGGAGAAAAUGUGGCCUUUCUCAACCUUUUUGCUUAAUUCAAAAUGCAGACAAUUUAAUUUUUAAAAUGUGGAGCCAAGGGCGAAAAGAAAUCCUGUCCCUUCUAAAUCAUUGAUUUUUUCUUAGAGUUAUUUCAAAUAAUUAACAACCAGAUGAUACUUUGGGUAUACAUAUUAAUUCUAUUCCUAAUGAGAAUUGGAGUUCAAUGAUUACGACACUUGAAAACCAAAGAUUUGCUUCAGACAUGAAACUGACUUCGGCUACCUCCCCAGCCUAACCCUGCCCCCAGCCCUCAUGGCCCAAAAUAACCUCACUACCCAGUGACCACAGAGGCAGUAACUCAGUUCCUUUUAAUUAGGGAGGGAAAACACAGUGUAAAUAAGUACUGGUUACAUAGCAGGCCUGAGUGAACACAAGCUGAAACUAAAAGAGAAAGCUAUAAAAGUUUCCAUUUCAAGUCGAUAUGUUUUGGAUAAAAAAGACUUAAUGGAAGACGGGGCAGAAAAAAAA
Molecule: messenger RNA, 2414 nt
Organism: Phyllostomus discolor (pale spear-nosed bat)
Lineage: Eukaryota; Metazoa; Chordata; Mammalia; Chiroptera; Phyllostomidae
Gene: SENP8
Product: SUMO peptidase family member, NEDD8 specific
Biological process (GO): proteolysis
Molecular function (GO): cysteine-type peptidase activity; deNEDDylase activity
Source: RefSeq, a predicted model, not a curated record